UCUGCUGUAUAUUAGUCCGACCGCGUCCGGGGCCGGACGGUUUUUGUGGACAAGGGCAACGGUCUGGUACGAGUCGUCGGCUUGGACACUCGCCGCCACCGCCUCCACCGCUUCCUCAGAGUGACCGGCGCAGGAUCAGUGCACCUCCCGGACAUGGAGACUGUUGUUCGCCGCUGCCCAUUCCUGUCCCGAGUGCCUCAGGCCUUUCUGCAGAAGGCAGGCAAAUCUCUGUUGAUCUAUGCGCAGAGCUGCCCCAAGAUGAUGGAGGUCGGGGCCAAACCAGCCCCCCGGGCUCUGUCCACCACAGCAGUGCACUGCCAGCAGGUCCGGGAGACCCCUCCGGCUAGUGAGAAAGACAAAACGGCAAACGCCGAGGCCCAGGCAGCCCCGGGUGGAUCCCAGCAGGCUCCAGAUGGCACGCAGCGCCCUGCCGGACACCCGUCGGCAGCCACGGGCCAGGGGGCCGCCAGCAAAUGCCCAUUCCUGGCAGCCCAGAUGAGCCAGCGGGGCAGCAGCGUGGUCCGCGAAGCCAGCCUGGAGCUGCAGGAAGACGUGCAGGAGAUGCGCGCCGUGAGGGAAGAGGUUGCCCAAACCUCAGUGAACCCCAGCGUGAUCAGCGUGAAGACCGAUGGAGGAGAGCCGAGUGGUUUGUUGAAGAACUUCCAGGACAUCAUGCGAAAGCAGAGACCAGAGAGAGUGUCCCAUCUGCUCCAGGAUAACUUGCCAAAGUCUGUUUCCACUUUCCAGUAUGACCGUUUCUUUGAGAAGAAAAUUGAUGAGAAAAAAAACGACCAUACCUACCGAGUGUUCAAAACCGUGAACCGCAGGGCGCAUCUGUUCCCCAUGGCAGACAACUACUCGGACUCACUCAUCAGCAAGAAGCAGGUGUCCGUCUGGUGCAGCAAUGACUACCUGGGGAUGAGCCGCCACCCGCGGGUGUGCGGGGCGGUCAUGGACACUUUGAAGCAGCACGGUGCUGGAGCCGGCGGUACUAGAAACAUUUCUGGGACCAGCAAGUUCCACGUGGACCUGGAACGGGAGCUGGCCGACCUCCAUGGGAAGGACGCGGCCCUCUUGUUCUCCUCGUGCUUCGUGGCCAACGACUCUACCCUCUUCACUCUGGCCAGGAUGAUGCCAGGCUGUGAGAUCUACUCGGACUCCGGGAACCACGCCUCCAUGAUCCAGGGCAUCCGGAACAGCCGCGUGCCAAAGUACGUCUUCCGCCACAAUGACGUGGGCCACCUCAGGGAGCUGCUGCAGAGGUCCGACCCCGCAGUCCCCAAGAUCGUGGCCUUUGAGACCGUCCACUCAAUGGAUGGGGCGGUGUGCCCGCUGGAGGAGCUGUGCGACGUGGCCCAUGAGUUCGGCGCCAUCACCUUCGUGGACGAGGUCCAUGCCGUGGGGCUGUACGGGGCCCGAGGUGGCGGGAUCGGCGAUCGGGACGGAGUCAUGCCGAAGAUGGACAUCAUCUCUGGAACACUCGGCAAAGCCUUCGGCUGCGUGGGCGGCUACAUCGCCAGCACCAGCGCGCUGGUCGACACCGUGCGCUCCUACGCGGCCGGCUUCAUCUUCACCACCUCCCUGCCGCCCAUGCUGCUGGCUGGGGCCCUGGAGUCUGUGCGGAUCCUCAAGAGCCCGGAGGGGCGGGCGCUGCGCCGCCAGCACCAGCGCAACGUCAAGCUCCUGCGGCAGAUGCUCAUGGACGCCGGCCUCCCCGUGGUGCACUGCCCCAGUCACAUCAUCCCCGUCCGGGUGGCAGAUGCUGCUAAAAACACAGAAAUCUGUGACGAGCUCAUGAGCAGACACAACAUCUACGUCCAAGCCAUCAAUUACCCUACAGUGCCGCGGGGGGAGGAGCUGCUGCGGAUCGCCCCCACCCCGCACCACACCCCGCAGAUGAUGGACUACUUCCUAGAGAACCUGCUGGCCACCUGGAAGCGAGUGGGGCUGCAGCUGAAGCCGCAUUCCUCGGCCGAGUGCAACUUCUGCCGGAGGCCGCUGCACUUCGAAGCCAUGAGCGAGCGGGAGCGAGCCUUCUUCUCCGGCAUGAGCAAGCUGGUCUCCGCUCAGGCCUGAGCACGCGUGGCCUCGGCCACCCGCCUGUCCCCCACCCUGUUGUACCCACAGAGUCUCCAGGAGUGUCUCUGUGGGUUAAAUUAUAUUAAAUUUUAAUGUAUAGCAAAAGCA
Molecule: messenger RNA, 2187 nt
Organism: Artibeus jamaicensis (Jamaican fruit-eating bat)
Lineage: Eukaryota; Metazoa; Chordata; Mammalia; Chiroptera; Phyllostomidae
Gene: ALAS1
Product: 5'-aminolevulinate synthase 1
Exons: 11
Coding region: 154-2076 (640 amino acids)
Biological process (GO): hemoglobin biosynthetic process; heme biosynthetic process; erythrocyte development
Cellular component (GO): mitochondrion; mitochondrial matrix
Molecular function (GO): 5-aminolevulinate synthase activity; pyridoxal phosphate binding
Source: RefSeq, a predicted model, not a curated record